Messenger RNA from Caenorhabditis briggsae, 732 nucleotides. Lineage: Eukaryota; Metazoa; Nematoda; Chromadorea; Rhabditida; Rhabditidae. Gene Ontology annotation, cellular component: cytoplasm; nucleus; nucleoplasm. Bases 1 to 732 code for a protein of 243 amino acids. The transcript has 4 exons. Gene Ontology annotation, biological process: negative regulation of cyclin-dependent protein serine/threonine kinase activity; negative regulation of transcription by RNA polymerase II. Gene Ontology annotation, molecular function: 7SK snRNA binding; cyclin-dependent protein serine/threonine kinase inhibitor activity. The record is from RefSeq and is a predicted model, not a curated record.
AUGGCUGCUGAAUCUUCUUCUGAUAACUUCGAGCUAUCUGCUAGAUCGGUGUCUGACGGCGAGUCGGAUGGCGAACGACGUCUUCGUAGAAGCCGUCGAAAGCGUGGCGGUCGUUACCGGCCGUAUUCGCCAGACGCCGAGCAGAAAGUCGAUAAGAAGAACAGAAAAGCUGAUAAGCAAGACAGAUACGGUAUGGCGCCACCCAACUCCACCCAGUUCCUUCUAGAUGAUCGUGAAGCGAGAGCCGACGCUGAGUACGAGAUCGAGCAAAAAUUCGAGGCAUCGGAACGCCGACGUGUCCGCACCAUGUCCGGAUCCUAUGACCACAUGCGUCCAGCGUACUGGUGUACUGUAGAACCGGCGACAACGACUACGGUAGCUUUAGAAGACCAUGAAGACGUGGAAUCGGUGUCGACAAGCUGCUGUUCGGAUGAAUCGGAAGCCGCCGCCGAUAGGGAAAUGGAGCGGGAAUUCGAGUCGGAUUAUCAGGCGUCGAAGCGGGAGAGAAUUCAGAGUAUGACGAAAUCUCAGCUCGCCGCCGAACUGCUGGAGCGAGAUCAGGACACGCAGGAGCUGACCCGCGAGCUUGGGACCAAAGAAUCGGAGAAUCGACAUCUUCGGAAGCUCCUCACGGCACAUGGAAUAUCUCCAGAUGAGCCGGUGACGUCAUCAACGACGGCGUUACAGUUGAAUGCGGUUUCGGCGUCGAAAUCGCCGGUUAUCGCGAACUAA